AUGGCGGAACGCAUGGACGAAGAUGACGAGGGUAGCGGGCAGGAGGAGGGCGUGUGGAGCAGUAGCAGCAGCGGCGACGACGGCGGGGACGAAGAUCCGGCGGGGGACGCCGCAGAAGACUCAUCCGCCGGUGACCACGAGCCGGAGGAGGAGGAAGAGGAUGGGGUGCAAAGUAGCAGCGAGGAGGAGGAGGAGGAGGAGGAGGAGGAAGAUAGCUCGGACGGAGACGACAGCUCCGACGGGGAUCUGCCUCCGGCGCAGAUUUUGAGGCUACCCUCCGAGGACGUGAUGGAGGAAGGCGGGCAGGGAGGAGCUGGUAAUGAAGAGGGUGAGGAAGAAGAAGAGGAGGAAGAAGAGGAGGAGGAAGAUGAGGAGGAGGAAGAUGAGGAGGAGGAGGAGGAGGAGGAGGAGGAAGAGCGAGACAACGGUGACCACGGCGAGGAGUCAUCGCCAACGGCGCUGCCGUCGUCUCAGCGGCAAGCAGGCGGCGGUUCAGGAAGCAGCGAUGGAGGCGCAGCAGACAGCAGCCGCUUCGCCCCGAUCCACCCACCACCCUCUUUCUCAACGGCCGUUCCUAGCCCUGGACACCCAGCUAGCGGAGGGGGCUCAGCCACUGCUCCCGCCGCCGCCGCAGGGCAAGCCCUGCCUGCUCACAACCCCGGCGACGCGGUGGAACAAAAUGCAAGCCUCGGCGGCAGCAAUGGCGGCGGCGGCGGCGGUGGUGUCGCCACCACCUCGCGCGUAGCAGCAACGCCUCCUGCGCGGGGUUCCGGGCCCGGGCAGACGGCGCGCCCGGGUGCGUCUUCUUCCUCCUCCGCUCGGCAGCAGCAGCAGCAGCAGCAGCAACAGCAACAGCAGGGAUCCGCUGGGCGGAGGGCGGAGAGCCCGGUCCCGCCGCCCCGAGCCUUCUCGGCGUUCGACAUGAUGCCGUCCCUCGCUUCCGAGGACGGGAGCCUGGACGACGACGACGGGAACGGUGCGAGCGGCAGCGACGGGGGCGGAGCAGCAGGAGGGGACAACGACAGCAUCAUCUCCGACACCGUUAGGUCUGUCGGGUCCCGGUCAGCGGGCGGCGGGGGAGGGUUCAGCAACCUCAACGGCCGGGUCUCGGGUGGGUUUGGCAUUGGCAUUGGCGGCGGCGGCCGUUCGUCCCCGUCCCUGUUGGGCGGCGCCGGCGGCAAAGCGGGCAUGCGUACGAGUUCUACGCCGCCGCCCAACCGGGCAGGCGGCGGGGGGAUGCGGGGAGCCUGGGAUUUCCUCCCCUGGGGUGUGGGAGGGAACCCCAGCGGCCAGUCUCCGUUGUCCUCCAGCCAGCAGUUCGGCGGCGGGGAUGCGGCGUCGAGCGUCGGCGUCGGAGCCAGCGACAUGGACGACGACGACGGUGGGGCGGCGGGGGGGGGAGAGGCCUGGGACCGGCGAGGAGACCGUGCCUCGAGGGAGAAGGCGCACCGGCGGGCGCGGGCGGAGCUCAAGAGGUUUGCGGCGUCGAGGAAGUUUCCGACGAACGUCGGGGUGGUGCAGGUCCACUCUCUCGGGAAGGUCAAGCCCGAGCCCGGCUUCUAUGCCCUGGGGAGGCUCGCGCCGGUGGGCUUCCGGGCGUCGCGAACCGAGAGGUCCCCCGCCGACGAAUCCCUGGUCCACUGCGUGAUGGAAGUGGUCGAGGUUCCGGAUCCCGAGGAGAAGGGGGCGGCGGACGGAGAUAGUGCCGACGCCCCCGACGCGAAGGGCGACGGCGGCGCGGGCGCUGCGGCAAGUGACGGAGCCCCCGAUAACGGCGCCGGGGGUGACGCUGGCCGGCCCCCGCCGGAGGCGGUAGGGGAGUCAGGGGACGGCAGCGGGACUGCGAAGACGGUUGCCGUCUUCCGAGUCACGUUGUCCGACCUGAAGGGGAAGCGGGGAACGUUCCAGGAUGUUUCCGCGGGGAAGGCUUGGCGCGCCGCGCUCCAGAGCAUCGGAGCAGAGGUGGCUCCGACCGGCCAGGAAGACUCCUUCCCUUCGUGGGAAGGCGACGGGGAGGACGGUCUGGUCGACACCGGUGAUUCGGUUACCGACGAUAAUGACGACGCCAAUGACGGUGGAGACAAGGACGGGGAGGAGCAGCAGCAAGCGGAGAAGCAGAGCCCGGGGGCGGCGGCGGUUGCUCCUCCAGCGGUCCACGCCAGAGACGGUGAUGGCGUCGGCAGCAACGGGGCGGAGCACAAGGUUGAAGAGGUGAGGAGCGACGACGAUUGGAAAAAGGACGCACCGGCAACCGUGAAGAACGGCGAGGCACAGGGGGACGGCAGUGGGGGGGGCGUUUCUGGCCUGGCGGAGACCGGCGGGGGACAAGGGGGCUCCGCCGGAUCCGCUGCCAUGGUGGUUUCGACUGAGAGGACCGACGACGACGACGGGAACACGACCCGAGAGGCUUCCGACGAGGAGGAGAAAGAGCUACGGCGAGAGACGGCCAAGCUGCUGCACGCCAGGGCUGGCGCAAGGGCGCGGGUGGACGCCAACAGCGCCACCAUCUUCGACAUCACCGGCGAGGUCCUUCCGCCAGCGAGAGCGCCAAAGGUCAAGCCUGAGACCGCCGCCUCUUCAUCUCUGCAGCACCAGCAGCAAUUGGGGGGGCGGGGGGCAGGCGGCGGCGGUGGCGGCGGCGGCGGCAACGACGGCGCUGGUGCGAUGAGCCAGGCCAACGGUCGUUCCAACGGGGCCGGAGGCGGGAAGGGGGGGGGCUCCGCGGGCAAGGGAGGGGAACGCGGGGGGGGACCGGAGGUCGGGAGUUCAAAGGAUGGCAGCCUGUGGUACGCGGGGUUCUUCCCCCCUUCGGUGUGCCGGCUCCUGGAAGGCCUCCCUCUGGUGGAUGAGUGCAAGGGCUACGUCUUCGAAGCGCACCGUGCGGAGAAGACCUUCAAGAGGAUCACCAAGGCCAACGAGCGCACGAAGGGGCCGGGCAACGUCACAGAGAGGUCCACGGCAAAGCUCGCAGCCACCGGAUUCAGGCUAUCUACCCUUGUCAGCGGAUGA
This is a messenger RNA of Ectocarpus sp. CCAP 1310/34, 3009 nucleotides long. Lineage: Eukaryota; Phaeophyceae; Ectocarpales; Ectocarpaceae. The record is from the annotation of a GenBank genome assembly.